Babesia bigemina is the source of this 1179-nucleotide messenger RNA. RefSeq lists its product as hypothetical. Gene Ontology annotation, molecular function: metal ion binding. The record is from RefSeq and is a predicted model, not a curated record. Lineage: Eukaryota; Apicomplexa; Aconoidasida; Piroplasmida; Babesiidae. The transcript has 3 exons. The coding region runs from base 1 to 1179 and encodes 392 amino acids.
AUGAGGCUGGACGGGUUGAUGUUGCAGCGGCUGCCGACCGACUGGCAACAAAAGAUUCACCGCGAGUUCCAGACAAAGCUGCAGCUGUGUAUAUCGAACCCCGAGGAGGUGCGCAAGACAGCCGACUUCACGUGGCAGACACUCCUGCAUGGAGUCGAGGACAGGGACAGAUUGGCGCAGCGAUUCGGACCUCACCUGGGUCAAUAUGUAGGCUGGCGACUUUGCGGAUUGGGUGUUGGACUUCGUCGCUCAGGCGAUUCACCACUUCCAGACGACGGACUCCACCACGGACGCAGCGGCCGGCUUCCCAAAGAGCGCUAUGAGGUCGACACGCCCGUUCUCGUCGGCCGGCGUGCAUCGGGAAAGCGACCGACCGGAGACUACGGCCUAUCUUGGACCCACCGUUUCUAUCGGAUCGGGCGCCUCGGACGACAGUUACUUCAACGAUAUCAACCCGCCGUCCUCGAAUUGCCGCCCCGUAUGGAUGCUGAUCGCCCGGAACCGAGGAUGGUUGGCGGGUUAUCUAACGUGCGCCGCGACGUGCCGCCGAUGGGACCAGCUGGCAGUCGGCAUGGGCACGGCUCGUACGGAUACGGCCCGCGUACCGACAGCUUUGGGCCCAGCAGUGGCAGCAGCCGCGGCGGCACUGUCCAUGCGCCCAGCAUGGUGUCUAGGAGCGGCAGCUUCCGCAGCCCGACGCAUAUGUCAUCCCCAGAGCCGAGAGUCCAUGACCCUCUGGACGAGACGCUGGACAACCUGAUUAUGAAACAGAGGAUGGACAGGCUGCACGGGCGCGCGGGCGCGCCGCUCGGCGUCCUGACGCGCAGCAGCAAGUUCUCGCCCGCGGAGGGGGAUUCCUGCUCACGUGGGUCGCCUUUAUCGCCGCCGUAUGACCACCCGAACGGCUACGUCAGGAGCCCCAGCAUGCGAGGGGCGCCACCCGAUGACUACCAUUACUCGCCGGGAGCCAGCCCCGGCAAGGUGCAGAAGAUAUGUAUAAAAUUCCCGAGGUGCCCCUUCGGCGACAGCUGCCGCUACAUCCACCCGGCAGCGCCGCUGUGCAAAAACUGGCCCAAGUGCACUUUCGGACCCAACUGCGCAUUCACGCACCCGCCGGUGCCAUGCAAGUUUAACAGAAAUUGCAAUAACCCACAAUGCAAUUACCAACAUACAGGUUAA